AUGACAACUACCUUGCUUUGUAACAUGAUAUUUCUGCUGGCAUUUGGAUUGGCUUCAGCUUUUAGUCACAGCCCUAGGACCCCUGACAGGGUUUCUGAAGCAGAUAUUCAGAGGCUCCUCCAUGGGGUUAUGGAGCAAUUGGGCAUUGCCAGACCCCGGGUAGAAUAUCCAGCGCACCAGGCUAUGAAUCUAGUUGGUCCACAGAGCAUUGAAGGUGGUGCGCAUGAGGGUCUCCAGCACUUGGGUCCUUAUGGCAAUAUCCCAAACAUCGUGGCUGAGCUGACAGGAGAUAACGUACCAAAGGAUUUCAGUGAAGAUCAAGGAUAUCCUGACCCUCCAAAUCCCUGUCCUAUUGGAAAAACAGUUGAUGAUGGGUGUCUAGAAAACACCCCAGACACUGCAGAGUUCAGCAGUGAAUACCAGCUGCACCAACACCUUUUUGAUCCAGAGCAUGACUAUCCCAACAUGGGCAAGUGGAGCAAGAAUUUACUCUUUGAGAAGAUUAAUGGUGGUCCAAAAAGAAGAAAGAGGAGUGUGAACCCUUACCUGCAAGGACAGCGACUGGAUAAUGUUGUAGCAAAGAAGUCUGUUCCGCGUUUUUCAGAUGAAGACAAGGGUCCUGAAUAAGUACAAUAAAAAUGAAUGAUGAAAACUCAUGCCAUCCUCUGCUAGAUCGUAAUAUUGCUUAUAUAUAAUCAUCUAUUAAAAUCCUUGUGAAUGGCAGCAUGUUUAUUAUUUAUAUAAUUGUAGAUGAAAAACAGCUGUAUUUAUAAAAGUAUGUUCUCCUAGAUAACAAAAAUAUGGUUCUGCUUUUUGUUAAGUUAUGGUAAAAGGACAUUUCUGUUGUUUUUGUUUUAGUCAUGGAGCAAACUUUAAAAAUGUUAGUCAUUCUAAUAGCUAAUGUGAGGUAAAUGGUCUUAAUGAGGAGCUUGUAAAUAGGAAGAUGUAAAAAAAUGCCCGGUCUGACUCAAACAUUUAAUCUUGAAUGUUACUAUGUUUGACACAUGAAAAUUAUAGUUUUAUGUUUUGUUCACAAAUAUUGUUACUUAGCAAAGACAAAGUAUUUAUCUUACCAAGAAGUUUUUGGCUUUUGGUCCAUUUUAAUAAACAUUUAAGCAAUCUACAAGGUUUGUAAAGUGACAUUUUCCAAAAUAUUUCAGAGGCUCAUUUGUCUCUGUUAUUGCUGUGCAAAUUUAAAAAUUAAAGAACUGCUUUUUGACUCUAUCCACUGGAAUAUUUUUCUGUUAGUUUUAAUUGUUCAACAUCCAUAACUUUCCUGAACACUUGCACACCUUUCUUCCUUAUCUAUGGUACUGUUGUGUGGAAAUUCAUCUCCCCUGCUGUUCUUUGUAACAGCUGCAUUUGUGCAUUAUAAUGUGCUUGAAUUAUGUGU
Molecule: messenger RNA, 1393 nt
Organism: Leptosomus discolor (cuckoo roller)
Lineage: Eukaryota; Metazoa; Chordata; Aves; Leptosomiformes; Leptosomidae
Gene: SCG5
Product: secretogranin V
Biological process (GO): neuropeptide signaling pathway; regulation of hormone secretion
Cellular component (GO): secretory granule
Molecular function (GO): enzyme regulator activity
Source: RefSeq, a predicted model, not a curated record